Messenger RNA from Colletotrichum karsti, 2142 nucleotides. RefSeq lists its product as uncharacterized. The record is from RefSeq and is a predicted model, not a curated record. Lineage: Eukaryota; Fungi; Ascomycota; Sordariomycetes; Glomerellales; Glomerellaceae. Bases 1 to 2142 code for a protein of 713 amino acids. The transcript is spliced from 5 exons.
AUGCCUUGUCUUACCAAGAACAGGCUGACCCGCCAGGAAUUGUGCGCAACUUACAACGCGCCUUCCGAUGCUCUUGAUCCGACUCCGGCUCUCGCAUCAACACGCACAGGCGCGAUUACCUACUGUGACAUUAUGUCGACUGCUCGCCCAAGCUCAUACAUGGAGCCCCUAGAUGACAGGGAGGGCAGACUCUCCAACGACACUAACGAUCGUGAAUCGGGGAGCAUUCGCACAUUAGAACAUGAAUAUUACCCUGUGAGCGACGAAGAAACUGUUGAUGAGCUCGAGAACACCGACGACAACGAGCCUAUCCACGAUGCUCAGCUCUCCCCUAUCAUCGACGCGACGACAGAUCUCGAACCUGCCACCAACCCCAAUCUCGACAUGGCGCAUAUCAACAAUGAAACGCCCUCUUCUUUGCACCCGCGACCGAGAAAUAGUAGUGCAGCGGAAGCUUGUUGCGAGCCCUUGCUGAGCAAUACAGCGUCUCCUCAAGACCGAAAAGAGGAAGAGCUCCGACAACCUUCAGAGAAGACCACAUCAGUCAUCUGGAAUCCGAAAUGGCUGCGAAGCGUCGUUCUAGCAGUUUUCGCCGUAUUGUUCCUUUCUAUGACAAUCGUACUUCCUCUCGUGCUGUGGUACUCCAUCUGCAAUGAUGGCAUUGCCAAAGCGCGCGAAGGGCUCACGCCUGUUUGGCGAUUCGGUCCAACAAUCGUGCCUGGCUUGUUCAGUCUCGUCGAUAUCCAGGUCAUCCACACAACCAGCGUUGAAAUUUUGGACUCGUUCAACGUCAAUAGCAAUUUCUCUGAAAGUUACAAAGAAGUACUCGAGGACAAAAGUGCCUACUACACUGCGCGGGCAAUCUAUGAGUUUCACAAGUCUUACCCCUUCGGAGCCAGCGCCGAAGCCGCCUACCAAACUUUUCACAUCAAGGACCGCGAUACCACAACUUCUCGUGGAAGUAUUGAAAUACCGUUGAAAGUCGUCGUGGAAGGCGUUUUUGCAGAUCUUCAGUGCAUCAAGCUGGAAAACUACACAGUCACCGAAAGGCCGGACAAGGGGCCUCCGGGUUGGCCCUUCUGGGUCGAUCUUGAGUUCGAAGGAUGCAACAAAGUCAUCAAGAAACACCUGAAGUACAUGAAGGAGAAAUCAUUCACAGCCGAACGAGCAGACACGUGGCUAGAGAAGGUGGAAGUCAUCGAUGACGGCGUGAAUCCGGAGAUCAAGUCGAUCCCGAAUCAAGAGCGAACGCCAAUCGCUGCCAACAUGUGGAACAUGGUGUAUCGUUCGAUCCCAACCGUCGAAGGAUACGGUGCAAUUCAGAAAGACUGGGUUGGGGGCCAUCGCAUCGCCGACGACAACGUACACGAUCCUUUGGUGCUCACCACAGCAAAGCCGUGGGAUCCGCCGUUCCGCGUGCCGCCACUGUAUUAUGUCGACAAGAAUAUGCGGACUCUUACAACGUACCCGUUCUUCGACAGCCCGAUCAAGGACGUCGAAUCUGGAGUUCAGGCGAACUUCAUGACACUCAUUUUUGAACCCUAUGGCAGCCUGCCUAUCAAAGCUCUUGCAGAGCCUACGAUGGAAGAGGCUAUACUGCAUGCUCUGGAACAGAAGCAUAGCUUGCUCGCCGCGCAACUGGCCAACUUCGAAAGCCGCCUACCAAUCAAUGAAGGUAACAACGGCGGUAUCUCCUCGAAUCCUUCGCAGCUCAACUUGACGGCGACUUAUCCGGCCCGGCCACGGCUCAUUCAACAUUCAAUACCGACCUACAUUAUUGUGACAAUUCUUGCAGCGGUUGUUCUUCUUAAUUCAUGGAGUCUGCUAUCGGCUACAAUGCGACGUUUUGGGCGACUACGUCGAGGAUGGUUGCUGGACAUGGACGUGAAGAGUCUGGCACCGGAAGCCUUCGGUAGCUUGGCGGCUAUCGUUAACCUCCUGCGCGGCUCAAAUGCCUCAGAACAUCUACCGGUUAAUACUCAAGAACUCUCGGAAGAGGAGCUUUACGCCGAACUCUUCGAUCUGAAGUUUUGCUUGGGUUGGUUUCGAGACAUGAGAGGCCCAGAAGAUAGCAGAUGUUUCACGGUUGGCGUUUUGGAGGACGAAAAGUUCGUUUUUCUAGGCGGUCGAGAGGAGAGUUGA